AUGACAUUCCCAUCAGAAUUAACGCCAAUUGCUCAUAAGCAAGCCCUUUGUCAACAAUAUGUUGGUAAAUCAAUUCACGAGAUUCCAACUCCAUCAAUCAUAAUCAAUAGAAAUAAAUUUAAGACCAAUUGUCAACAUAUGAUAGACAAUGCUAAGCAUUUAGGUGCUGAUUUCCGUCCUCAUAUCAAAACUCAUAAAACUGUUGAAGGAACAUUAUUACAAUUAGGAAACCAAGGAGAUAAGAUUGUUGUAUCUACCAUGAUGGAAGCUUGGAAUGUUCUUAAACAUAUUCCUCAGAUUAAGGAUGUUCAUUUUAGUUUACCAGUUGUUAAAUCCCGGAUUGAAGAAUUUGCUGAAUUUAGUAAGAAUGUUGAACAUUUACGAUUAAUGUUGGAUCAAGUUGAUCAAUUGAAUGCAUUGGUUGAAUAUAGGAAACAGAAUCCUGAUAUUAAGAAAUGGUCGAUAUUUAUAAAGAUUGAUAUGGGGACCCACCGUGCUGGUCUUGGAAUUGAAGAUAAAGAACUUGUUCAAAUCUUGAAAUUGGCAUUAUUGGAUGAUGAAGUAAAACAACAUAUUGAGAUUUAUGGACUUUAUUGUCAUGCUGGACAUUCAUAUUCUUCUGAAUCUGAACUUGAUGCUAAGAAGUAUCUUAUCGAUGAGAUUGUAGCUGCUAAUAAUGCUGCAUUGUUAGUCAAAUCAAUUGAUCCAGAUGUAAACCAGUUAGUUCUCUCAGUUGGAGCAACUCCCACAGCACAUGCUUCUGAAAUGUUAUCCCAAUCUGAAAUCAAUGCUUUGUUGGGAGAUGGGAAACAAUUACAAGGGAAAUUGGAAUUACAUGCUGGAAAUUAUUCUUGUUGUGAUUUACAACAAUUAUCAACCGGAUGUAUAUCCCAACAAAUCAUCUCCAUGACAGUCCUUAGUGAAAUCGUAUCCACCUACCCAAAUAGAGGUGAUUCCGCACCGGGAGAACAACUUAUUAAUGCAGGGGUACUUGCAUUAGCUAGAGAGUUUAGUGCGAUUCGUGGACAUGGGAAAGUAGUUGAACCUCAGGGAUAUGGUGAUUGGAUAGUGGGGAGAUUAAGUCAAGAACAUGGAGUUUUGACUCCAAAUGGUGAGAAUUGUAAGUUUAUACCAUUUGGUACAAGAGUGAAAGUUAUUCCUCAACAUGCUUGUAUUGCUGCUGCUUGUCAUCCAUUUUAUUUUGUGGUUGAUGAAGAUGAAGAAAUUGUUGUUGAUGUUUGGGUUCCAUUUAGAGGAUGGUAG
Messenger RNA from Hemisphaericaspora subhashii, 1263 nucleotides. RefSeq lists its product as uncharacterized. Bases 1 to 1263 code for a protein of 420 amino acids. The transcript has a single exon. Lineage: Eukaryota; Fungi; Ascomycota; Pichiomycetes; Serinales; Debaryomycetaceae. Gene Ontology annotation, molecular function: D-serine ammonia-lyase activity. Gene Ontology annotation, biological process: D-serine catabolic process. The record is from RefSeq and is a predicted model, not a curated record.